Molecule: messenger RNA, 1982 nt
Organism: Mus caroli (Ryukyu mouse)
Lineage: Eukaryota; Metazoa; Chordata; Mammalia; Rodentia; Muridae
Gene: Ufd1
Product: ubiquitin recognition factor in ER associated degradation 1
Biological process (GO): ERAD pathway; ubiquitin-dependent protein catabolic process
Cellular component (GO): VCP-NPL4-UFD1 AAA ATPase complex
Molecular function (GO): polyubiquitin modification-dependent protein binding
Source: RefSeq, a predicted model, not a curated record
GCGAGCCUCUCGCGGUUUCUGGGUUUCAGAGCAGUGGCCUCGACUGCAAAGAGGGAGCUGUGGGUUUUUAUUGUAAGGUUCAGGAAAAGAAGCGGCAUCACCAAACGCUGUCAGUCAUGUUUUCUUUCAACAUGUUUGACCACCCGAUUCCCCGGGUCUUCCAGAACCGCUUCUCCACGCAGUACCGCUGCUUCUCCGUGUCCAUGCUAGCAGGGCCUAAUGACAGGUCAGAUGUGGAGAAAGGAGGGAAGAUAAUUAUGCCACCCUCAGCCCUCGAUCAACUCAGCCGGCUCAACAUUACCUAUCCUAUGCUGUUUAAAUUGACCAAUAAGAAUUCAGAUCGGAUGACACACUGCGGUGUACUGGAGUUUGUUGCUGAUGAAGGCAUCUGUUACCUCCCCCACUGGAUGAUGCAGAAUUUGCUGUUGGAGGAAGGGGGCCUGGUUCAGGUGGAAAGUGUCAACCUCCAAGUGGCGACCUACUCUAAGUUCCAGCCUCAGAGCCCAGACUUCCUGGACAUCACCAACCCUAAAGCGGUAUUAGAAAAUGCAUUGAGAAACUUCGCCUGUCUGACGACUGGAGAUGUGAUUGCUAUCAACUACAAUGAGAAGAUCUAUGAGCUGCGGGUGAUGGAGACCAAACCUGACAAGGCUGUAUCCAUUAUUGAAUGUGACAUGAAUGUGGAUUUUGAUGCUCCCUUGGGAUACAAAGAACCAGAAAGACCAGUGCAGCAUGAGGAGUCAAUAGAGGGAGAAGCAGACCACAGUGGCUAUGCCGGAGAGGUGGGCUUCCGUGCCUUCUCUGGUUCUGGGAAUAGACUAGAUGGAAAGAAAAAAGGGGUUGAGCCCAGUCCCUCCCCAAUCAAGCCUGGAGACAUCAAGAGAGGAAUUCCUAAUUACGAAUUUAAGCUUGGUAAGAUAACUUUCAUCAGAAAUUCACGUCCAUUGGUCAAAAAGGUUGAAGAGGAUGAAGCUGGAGGCAGAUUCGUUGCUUUCUCUGGAGAAGGACAGUCACUGCGUAAGAAGGGAAGAAAGCCCUAAGUCUGAAACUGUUGGCUGACUGGAAAAUAAAAGAUCCGAUUGCACCUGGCUUACAGUUACUGGCUCUGACACGUUCAGAGAUGCUCUGUUAUUUAUGGUUUGUUUAAAGUUACCUGAGAACUAUCAAGCUUGUCCUGGAUGCAAAGCAGCAGAACUUGGAGGUUGUGUGCUUGAUCUGGGGGAGAGAGCCCUCGGGUCCUGUAGGUGGCGGCCUCCUCCACUCCCUAACGUAGCUCCAGGGCCUCAGCAGAGCAGCUCCCCAUCCCUGACUCACUCUUCUUCCCCAUGUCUGUUCAUGGGGCAGUGUCUUUAGCCCAUCAUGGCUACUCAGGCCAGCACUUCAGUACCAGACAAAGAUGGCCUCUGUUUUUAUUUACAGUGACUCAGAAGGGAUCUCAUCCAGAUGAAUGCACUCUCAUUUUGAUCUGCUCUCUCUCAGUGAAUUCCAUGAUGAAGCCAGAUGUAAAAGGCAGAAUGAAUACGUGCUUGAGUAAUAUGCCCCCGUUACACUUAUUUUUUAUUAUUAUUUUUAUUUAUUUUUAUUUUUUUUGGUUUUUUGAGACAGAGUUCCCUGGCUGUCCUGGAACUCACUUUGUAGACUAGGCUGGCCUUGAACUCAGAAAUCCACCUGCCUCUGCCUCCCGAGUGCUGGGAUUAAAGGUGUGCGCCACCACUGCCCGGCCUCCGCUACAUUUAUUACCCAAGGUUCUGACGGUUUGUCUGUUUUUCAAGUGCUAGGAUUGAACCAGAACCUGGUGAAUAUUAAGCAUGCCACACACUCUGCCACUGAGGCUCCCCCAUAACCCAUUUUCUUACUGUUUUAUUGUCCUCAGAUCUGCACUUUGUAUGAUGUAAGGUCUUUUGACAUGCUGAUCCAGCUAUUUAAAAUUUGUUCCCUGAGAAUAAUUCUUAUUGAAGAAUUAAAUAAACUGAUUAAAACUU